This is a messenger RNA of Dermacentor silvarum, 916 nucleotides long. RefSeq names its product tissue factor pathway inhibitor. Gene Ontology annotation, molecular function: serine-type endopeptidase inhibitor activity. Lineage: Eukaryota; Metazoa; Arthropoda; Arachnida; Ixodida; Ixodidae. The transcript has 2 exons. The record is from RefSeq and is a predicted model, not a curated record. The coding region runs from base 26 to 517 and encodes 163 amino acids.
UGCCAAGCGCCCCUACGUAACCGCAAUGAGGAGGCAAUCCCUUUCCUUUACGGGCACAUUUCCUGCCGCCCGCGUAACUGCACGCAGCGCCCAUAGACCGCGGCACGCAUCUCCUGCGCGCACUUCGACACGUGCGCCAUGGCGCCCUGCGGAAACCGGAACCCCGAGUGACAUUGCUCGGCAGGAUGGAGGUCGUGAAGUAUAUUUAAACGGUGCCGCCCAGUCUGGAGUGAAUCUCUUCACGGACGACCGCGCGGGAUCUCACCUGUCAACGAUGCUUCGAGUGUGUGCUUUGGCGGCCUUGCUUGUUCUGGCCAUCUCCUUCCAGGGCGCCAGUGCGCAAGGCAAGCCAAACCUGUGCUACCUACCCCCUCGUACGGGUCUGUGCCUCGCCUACUUCCCAUCGUUCUACUACGACAGCUCCUCCGGAACAUGCCGCUCGUUCGUCUACGGCGGAUGCCAGGGAAACGAAAACCGAUUCGUCUCGUACGAGGAAUGCAUCCGCGCCUGCGGUUGAAACUAUAUGUUUGAAGAUACCCCGGAACCUCAGAAUGUCCUCUGCCCUUUUUUUGUGAAAAUGACUCUUUUGUGCCGUAAGGCUGCCUUGUAACAUUUUAUUUGGCAAGGUCGUCAAUCGACGCGCUUCUUCUGUAGUUCAAAACCUGAUCUUUUCUUGAAAAAUCGACGGAUGUGGUCUGAGUGUGUUACAGCUUCAGAGUGCGCAUUCGUCGAGCGCAACAUGACAAACACACUGAGUAGAAGUUUGCUGUCACCUAAGUAACAGGUUACACUUGUCAGCAAGAAGCCGAUCAGCUUUCCGGCUGCGUCUUUGAAAACUUUAUCAUCCGCGUGUAAUGUCUCCGCUUUCACAUCGUAGCCUAAGACAUUUGUGACAAUGAAAGAAGACUAAACGGAG